ACCUGGACCGACACGCGCCUUACCUGGUUCUUUGACACCGUUGACUACAUCGAGGUGAACCAGUCCAGCGUCUGGACACCGGAUGUGACGUUUCUUGACACGAUGUCCAGGAGCGACGUACUUAUCAACCCGCGGUACCUGGUCGUGCUGCGGAAUGGCCGUAUUGUAUGGUACAGACGAAUUCGGACCCGCAUCCUCUGCGAGGUCAACCAGACUGCAUCUACACAGGAGUGUAACCUCCGGAUGGGGUCAAAACAAUUUCCCGAAACGGAACUUGUAUUUAAGGAAGGUACAUGCAACAUGGGAUCCAAAUUGGAAAACGUCAAUUGGGAAAUCAGCUCUUUGAACAAUACUAUGGAUAUCUCCACAGUACCCCUUCCAACAAAGCUUGCGUUCCGCACAGGGAAAAUGUCUAUGGCUCAAUGUAGCCUUUCCAUAGAAGUGAAGAAUACCAAUCAGCGGACCUCCGUUGCCUCCGAAUUACAAGGAGAGGACCCAGACGAUCCCACCGACGCCGCAAGUCGCGCCAGUAUUGAACUGCUAGUUUUAGUCUGCUCUUUGAUAGGCCUGUAUAUUAGUGUGUGAGAUAUAUAACAACAUUUCCAGUUUCUAGCUGCCGGGAAAUUCGCCGCUGUUAAAUAAAAGUGAAUUGAUCAUGGCUGUAAAUAAAGGCACAUAACUUACUAUUGUGAACAAUAUUUCCAGUAUGAAGAGCGAAAUUAACAACUGGCGAAUUUUACCGGUGAAGGGCGAAUUUUUCAUUGGGCGAGGGUUUCCUGGUGUAUUUUAUAUUGAUAUUCAGUUUUCCCUGAUUUUUUUCGCGGAUAUGGGCUAUGGCGAUCUAAAUCAGACAAGUCAGGACCACAGGGUAGAUUUCAAUGAUUUCUAGUCCCUAGCAGUAUACACUGUGGUGAUAAUUUAAGAGGAGGUAAAAAAGCUAUUCAUUCAAUGUCAUAUUUUGUAAAUGAAAUUGGUCAAAUGUUUGACAAAGUCUUUUUCACCGGAUUUUUUUUAAAUCAGAGAUAGCCGCAUGCUGACUGUUGACUUAUGUCUCGCCACAUAUGUUAUGUCACGUGACAUAGGUUAUGUCACAUACCACAUAGGUUAUGUCACGUGACAUAGGUUAUUUCACACGCCCCAAAGGUAAUGUCACGUGAUAUAUGUUAUGUCACGUGACAUAGGUUAUGUCACACGCCCCAUAGGUUAUGUCAGGUGAUAUAGGUUAUGUCACACGCCACAUAGGUUAUGUCUCACCACAUAUGUUAUGUCACGUGACAUAGGUUAUGUCUCGCCACAUAAGUUAUGUCUCGCCACAUAGGUUAUGUCAGGUGAUAUCGGUUAUGUCACACGCCUCAUAGGUUAUGUCACGUGACAUAUGUUAUGUCACGUGACAUAGGUUAUGUCUCGCCACAUAAGUUAUGUCUCGUCACAUAGGUUAUGUCACACGCCUCAUAGGUUAUGUCACGUGACAUAGGUUAUGUCUGUUUGUCCUUAUGGUGGGAUUUAUAUUAACGGGGCCUCGCUUUAUCCCGGCACUGUUUGUCCUAAUGGUGGGAUUUAUAUUGACGGAGCCUCGCUAUAAUAUUUUCCCGGCACUGUUUGCCCUAAUGCAUGGAUUUAUAUU
Molecule: messenger RNA, 1624 nt
Organism: Mizuhopecten yessoensis (Yesso scallop)
Lineage: Eukaryota; Metazoa; Mollusca; Bivalvia; Pectinida; Pectinidae
Exons: 2
Biological process (GO): monoatomic ion transport
Cellular component (GO): membrane
Molecular function (GO): extracellular ligand-gated monoatomic ion channel activity
Source: RefSeq, a predicted model, not a curated record